GAUUGCUGUUUGUCUGUCCCUCUCCCUCACGUCCACGUCUCUAGCCCACACCCAUCAGAGUAGUGUAGAAACCCUAAACUUGAAAGCAUCAUCCACCCUUUCAAUCACCACCCACACACACAUCUUAGAGGUGCGGAGAGCAGAGAGGUACCAGUGCCAGGUGCUCCCCAGCUGCGGAGUUCAGGGCGGGUGAGCAAACAAAGGUGGCGCCGCUGCAGAGGAACCGCCUGCCUCCAGGCCCCACCCUAGCCCCACCCCCGUCCAUGACUCAGGGCUUUUCCCAAUGUCACCUUUCCCAGGUCAAGCCAAAGUCUCCUCAGCAGGAAGGAAGCUGGACCAGCGGUCACACCCACUCCAGCACCCUGCCUUUCCAUCUUCAGAGUGCGGGUGGCUGGCCACAGCUUCCUCUUGAUUGCCUCUGAGGACGGGCUGCUCGCUCCCUGUGUUGCUCUCAGGCGUAAACCGGCUCACACCACCUGUCCCCUUUCGACCCCGCAUGCACACACACACAGUCCCUCUGGCUACACUCUGGGAGAGUAAGCUGGUCAAGCUCCAUUGUGUGUGCCUUGGGGCAGGGCACUCUGUGAAGGUGGCCCCUGCACAUGAAAAAGAAUACAAAAAGAAAAAGAAAACGGAGGGAGACCUCGUGGACCAGCAAUGCCUCAUUCAGAACCAGAGGAGAACAUCUUCCGGGACCCUUGUGCGGCAUCCUAGUGGGACGCUUUGGCUGCAGAGUGACUAUGAUGCUGGGGGGGCUGUUGGCCAGCCUGGGCAUGGUGGCCAGCUCCUUCUCCCGUUCCCUCAGCCAGCUCUACCUUACAGCAGGAAUGAUCACAGGCCUGGGCAUGUGCUUCAGCUUCCAGUCAAGCAUCACGAUGCUGGGCUUUUAUUUCAUCCGCCGGCGGGUGCUGGCCAAUGCGCUGGCCUCCAUGGGUGUCUCCCUGGGCGUCACCCUCUGGCCACCAUUUGCCAACUACCUCCUGGAAGACCUGGGCUGGAGGGGCACCUUCCUUGUCUUCGGCGGGAUCUUUCUCCAUUGCUGUGUCUGUGGAGCCGUCCUGAGGCCGGUGGCCACCAACACAUCCCCUGAGACUGGAGAAGAUCCCUCCCCACCUUCGAAGACACCUGCCCAUGGCUGCUUGGCAACGUGUGGUUUGGUCGUCCGGCACCACCUGGCCUUUGACAUCUUGUGGCACAACAUGGGCUACUGCGUGUACACACUGGGUGUGACGUGGAUGAGCUUGGGCUUCUUGUUGCCACAUAUCUUCCUGGUGCCAUAUGCCAGGUGGCAUGGGGUGGCAGAGGACAGGGCAGCCCUGCUCGUUUCCAUCUUUGGUUUUUGCAACAUCUUCCUGAGGCCCGUGGCGGGGCUGGUGGUAGGCCGGCAGAGAUUUGCCAGCUGCCGCAAGUACCUGUUCAGCCUGGCAGUCCUGCUCAACGGGCUCACCAACCUGGUGUGCACGGUGUCUGCUGACUUCUGGGUGCUGGUGGGCUACUGCCUGGUGUACAGCGUGUCCAUGUGUGGCAUUGGCAUCCUCACCUUCCAGGUCCUCAUGGACAUUGUCCCCAUGGAUCGGUUCCCCAAUGCUCUGGGCCUCUUCACCAUCCUAACUGGCAUCGCUUCCCUCAUCUCCCCACCACUGGCUGGGUUCCUCCUGGACACCAGCAACAACUUCAGCUAUGUUUUCUUCAUGUCAAGCUUCUUCCUCAUCUCCUCUGCCCUCUUUAUGGGUGGCAGUUUCUAUUCCCUGCAGAAGAAACAGCAGCAAGGCAGGGAAGCCAAGGCAAAAGGAACCAUCUCAGAGGCCACCCCAGUGAAGGGUCCUACCCUGGAAGACAAGGACGGUCACAAGAAGCAUCUGUGUCCUGAGGUCAUGUAUGUGACCAGUGUCUAAGCCUCAGGGGUUACAUGUGUAAGCAACAACUGAGCCUUGAGUGACCCCUUUCUCAGCCCAGGAACAGGGCUUCCAGCUGCUUGGAUAGGUGCUGGUGUAGAGGGCAGCCCCGGAGGCCUGAAUUGAAGGCUGUCUAGGUUCUGCAAGUUGGGACUCAGCCAGGAGCUGGAGGCCAGUCUCAGAGGACACAAAAUUCCUUCCAGUCAGCAGAAUCCAGGAAUAGGCUUUCCUCCUUGAGACCAGGAAGGUUGGUCUGAACUCUGUUUCACGUAGUCAUGGCCGGCUCAGCUCCGUGGGUCACUCACUGAUGUUCCUACAACCCGACACACUGGCCUUCACGCCCAACCUGCAUACCUCCAACAUCAGCUCUGCUUGUCCUUCCCUGGCCUCCAGUCAGUUCUGAAGAGCUCACCCUCCUGUCCCUCUUCCUAAGUGGCCAACCCUCACCCUCAGGGCAGCCAAGACCAUGGGUGUGGUUGCUCCUACACACCUGGCUGGGCUGAGCUGACUGGAGCCCUGGGACCAGCAGUAGCAGAAGCCCAGGCCGAGUGGGCCUCGAUGCAGGAUGGAGACAGAUUAAAAUUUGGGUGGGAUGUCCAACUGGUACCAGUACCUAUGCAGAGGAGGGGCACCCCGGUCUUGGGUACCAGAACUGGUGCCCUAUCUCAGUAGGUUGCUCCAGGGCCUUCCUCUCCUUUGCCCCACCUAUAGCCUUGGUGGGAAGAAUAAUGCUGUGGUUAGGGAAAAGCAGGACAUCUGCCACCCAGGGAGGCAAAAGCUCACCAGGCAGCGCAGCAUUGUGAGAAUGGAGCUGCUUUCAACAGAAGCCUUCCCACUCCCUUCCCUGACUCAGGGAACCCUCUUCUCCCUGGUGCUUAGAAGUGUCACUCCUGGGGCUGGGGAGAUAGCUCAGCUGGUAGAACGCUUGCCUUGCAAGCAUAAGGCCCUGGGUUCAAUCCCCAGCACGGCAAAAAAAAAAAGAAGCGUCACUCCUGGGGCAAGUAGCAGGCCAGGCCAGGCCAGCUGCCAGUCCACCCCUACUCCUGCUGGCCUGGCCCUGCAGCCUGGAGGCCAGGGCUUUCCCACACACUUUGUUGGUGCCCUUCUCUGAGGUCAUCACCCAGAAUCGGCUGUCAUCAGCUUAGGCUUGUCUCAGCAGGAUACCCCAGGGAAUGGGAAAACAGAGUUUGUUUGAAUUAUAUACAAAAACAUUCCCUGCAGCGGGUCAUAAACUCUGAACUAAUAAAGGCAGAGAACAGGUCUGGAGUAGUUUCCUCCCUCCUCCUUCCUUUCUCCCAGCUUGGCAGGGGCUGCUUGGGCUUAGGACCUUGUGUGUUGAUUCAGGUUAAAUCAGGCUCCAGCAAGAAAACCUUACCAGGAGAAAUUAUUUUGUUUUUAUGACCUGGUGCCAGCCUUCCUCUUCCACCUGUCCAUCUCACUUGAAUAACCAUCCUUGGGGCCGUGGGGUCCCAAGACUCAGUGGCAAGUGCCCCCUUAUGGCCAGAGGAGGUAGUGCAAGGCAAGGGACACGGGCUGGGAUAGAGACAGGUUUGACUGUCACAAUUUGCUGUGUGGCUUUGGGCAAACUGUUUACUAUCUCUGGGCCUUGAAAAAAAAGGAGGUUAGCCUGGAUGAGCUAACAUCUCUUCCAAUCUGAAAAGUGAUUCUGAGUGUACUUUAGAUUCCUGUUACCUUUCUGCUCCCCACCAAGUUGAGCUUGGUCAACAACUGUAGCUUGUGUUCAGAAGGAAACAUGCUGCGAUACAUUUUUCCAUCUCAACUGAGUGAAGGAGGGAGGUGCGGCUGGUAGGUAGGUGCUGGUUUCCUUCAGGUUUUGAGAUGCUCUGCAUCCCCUAAAUGGUCCACUUCUUGAAAACACUUAAGCAAGAGUAGCAAAAAGCAGGAGGGGUGGAAUGGUUCAAUAAAUAUUUAUUAACCAUCUAUUGUGUGCCACAGACUGGGUAGAGAAGACUAAGACCUGGUCGCUGUCCUUAGCACAAAACCAAGGACUGAGAAUUCUUUUAA
Sciurus carolinensis (gray squirrel) is the source of this 3920-nucleotide messenger RNA. It is a transcript of the gene Slc16a5, whose product is annotated as solute carrier family 16 member 5. Gene Ontology annotation, molecular function: monocarboxylic acid transmembrane transporter activity. Gene Ontology annotation, biological process: transmembrane transport; monocarboxylic acid transport. The record is from RefSeq and is a predicted model, not a curated record. The coding region runs from base 603 to 1895 and encodes 430 amino acids. Gene Ontology annotation, cellular component: membrane. The transcript is spliced from 4 exons. Lineage: Eukaryota; Metazoa; Chordata; Mammalia; Rodentia; Sciuridae.